CACUUGCCCCAGUUCACACACUGCCUGUAGGAUCCAGAGACCCGUGGCUUCUGCUUUCAUUCCCCCGCAGUUUUCGCUGGAGUCGCAUUCUGUUUCGGAUCGAGGAGACAUGCUGUUCUGGCACUCUCAGCCCGAGCCUUACCACCAGCACUCCUCAUCGACAACGAGCUUUCUGCGUGAUGUGCUGGCUCUUCCAAUUUUCAAACAAGAGGAGCCUCAGCCAUCUCCAGAGAGUGAUUCGAAAGUGCCCCCGUUUCAAUACGUUCUGUGUGCAGCCACCUCCCCUGCUGUGAAACUGCAUGAGGAGACGUUGACUUACCUGAACCAAGGUCAAUCCUAUGAAAUCCGCCUGCUUAACAACAGAAAACAAGCGUGUUGUACAGAUUUAAGCAGCAAGUAUGUUAAGAGCAUCCUUCGCGUGGUGUUUCAUGACAGACGGUUGCAGUACACGGAACACCAGCAGCUGGAGGGGUGGAAGUGGAACAGACCAGGAGACAGGAUCCUUGACAUCGAUAUCCCAUUGUCAGUUGGGAUCAUUGAGCCCAGAGCCAACCCAACCCAGCUGAACACUAUCGAGUUCCUGUGGGACCCGGCCAAGAGAGCCUCCGCAUUUAUCCAGGUUCAUUGCAUCAGUACAGAGUUUACUCCCAGGAAGCACGGAGGAGAGAAGGGCGUCCCGUUCCGGAUCCAGAUCGACUCGUUCAAACAGGACGCAAGCGGCGAGUAUACGGAGCAUGUGAACUCAGCCAGCACUCAGGUUAAAGUCUUCAAGCCCAAAGGAGCCGACAGAAAACAAAAGACGGACCGAGAGAAGAUGGAGAAAAGAAGCCCUCACGAAAGGGAGAAAUAUCAGCAGUCAUACGAAACCACUUUCCUUACAGAGUGUUCUCCCUGGCCUGAUCUGCCCUGUGUGAUGAACACCCCUUCCCCUGGUUACAGCAGCUCUCCACCGAGCUUCAGCAUCAGAGAUGGUAGAAACGUCUCUCCAAGUCAAGAGGGGGACCUGCUCCUUCCCAGCCUCGCCGAUCCCCUCCUGCCCAACGCUUCGAUCCAAGAUGCCCAGCAGUGGCUGCACCGACAUCGCUUCACUCCCUACUCUCGGCUGUUUUCUAAUUUCUCAGGUGCUGAUUUAUUAAAGAUGUCCAAAGAGGACUUGGUCCAGAUCUGCGGUCCUGCUGAUGGAAUCCGGCUUUACAAUAUAAUCAAGAGAAGGAACGUCCGCCCACGCCUCACAGUCUAUUUGUGUCAAGAAGCAGAACACACCGGGGCUGUGCAGCCACAGAAACAGGGCCAGAGCGCCAGCUCACUGUGCGUAUACCAUGCUAUCUAUUUGGAAGAAUUGACAGCACUAGAAUUGACAGAGAAGAUAGCUAACUUAUACAGCAUUGCACCCUGCCAAAUCCACCAGAUCUACAGACAAGGACCCACAGGGGUCCAUAUCUUAGUGUCUGAUGAGAUGGUGCAUUACCUCAUCGACGAGUCGUGUUUUGUAAUCAACACACUAAAAGCUGAAAGCAGCGAGGGCUACCAUAUUAUUUUGAAGUGACUUGGCUGCAGAGUACGUUUAUUGAGUAAGCAAGAAUACUCGGACUCAAAGACUUGGGGGGGGGGGGGGUGAAGCCCUCUCCCAAGCAGAUGUGCAGGAUAAAUGUGUUUUGAAACACUUGGAAUCUUAAAACAUGGAGAAGACAAAAGAAGCAACCAGAAUGAAAGUGAACUUGGGUUGCUUUUUUUUCUUGUUGACUUAUUUGCAAGAUGUCACUGUGUGUCUUAGUCCCAUUCCUACGAGGAACAGCACAAUGAUUGAUGUUCUAGGUAACUUGCAUCAUUUUCAGAGUAUAAUAUGCACUCUUUUAAACAUUUUGCUAGCGUUUUUAUACAAGGGGUGCGCCUUGUACAAGACAUGCUGGCUAUGCAAGAGUUUUACAAGAUAACAGUUACACGCUUUGCACGGAUGUGUGAGUUAUAGUCUAAAAAUGAUGGGAAUAAUAUCUAUAAUUUAAUUUUGUUUGAUCAAAAAUGAAGAAAAGGGAAAUGUUUUUGUAUUUUUUAUGAGUUAAUGAGAUAUUUGGGAGGGCAAGGGCACUUAAAUUAUAUUUAUAUUAACAUAUCACAAUAGUGCUGGAGAAGUAAGUAAAGGGAAAAUGAAUAGGGGGUUGAACAGUCUGUCGAAGAAGGGACUUCACAAGUGCUCUUUACAGAAAGUGCAGCUUUAAAAUGCAACGCUGAAUUCCACUGCCAUGUGUGCUUGCUGGCGAGUACAGUGCUGUACUACUACUGUAUACUCUACACACAUUCCGCUCUGCACUACAAAUAGGAUUUAUACCUUCAUCUAUUAGGAUCUCUUUUCUUUUUUAAUUGCAGCAGGGAAGGUGUAAUUUUUUAAAUUUUAUUUAUUGCCUUUUAGCACAUUAUAAAUAAAAGGACGGAUGAUGUUAUCAAUUGCUCUAGAAUCAAUAAAUCUCAAUCUUUAGUUUUCACUCCAUUUCUGAAUCUGGGAGAACAUUAGUCAGUUAUCUUUCAAAGCUAGAAUGUGGCGUUCUAAACCGAGCAAGUAAAAACACAUCUCUCAAGGUCUUGGGUUGCUGGUUUUCUCAAUUCGUAAUGUUAGCAUGGAGGUAAUUAAGGACGCUUCUGUGGCCUGUUGUGUUGUGUGAGGUGCACCCUUUUGGAAUAGGAUGCUAAAACCUCUCUCUUGCCACAGUGGCGUGGUGCUGGAGCACUGAAUGAGUGCAGAGUAUGGGUGCACUACCAACCGAGAUUUCCAAACUGCUCCGGUCUGAUACUUGUGUAAGGACCCAGGCAAGACGCAUGUAUUUUUAUUAAGAAAAUUGGGAGAGUUAAUUUUUCACUGCCUACUUGCCAAUAAUAUAGAACAGCUGGUUCGGAAAGCAACUUCACGGGGAGCAGGCUCACUCGCUCGCUCUCGUCCCUUUCAUUGGGAAUGCUCUUGAGUUCGGCUUGCUCGCUCUUGUCCCUUUCAUUGGGAAUGCUCUUGAGUUCGGCUUGCUUGCUCUCGUCCCUUUCAUUGGGAAUGCUCUUGAGUUUGGCUCACUCGCUCGCUCUUGUCCCUUUCAUUGGAAAUGCUCUUGAGUACAGCUCACUAACUCGCUCUUGUUCCUUUCAUUGGGAAUGCUCUUCAGUUCGGGGUCCCCAGUACUGCAAUUCAUAAAACCAGCACUCCGCUUGAGAGAAGUAGAAGCAGGUGUGCAGUGUAUUUCAGAGGAAGAUUCCCUGGUACCCGGCUGUAGCCUGUGUCCCUUAACGUUCAUGUGCACUAAAUUCCCGAGCAGAAAAAUAAAUAAAUCAAUAAAUAUAAAAGUCAACAGAACUCUAUUCUUAACCUGUGUAUUUUUCCAGUGCAGGUAUUUCAUUUCUGUUUUUAUUUUAGCAUCAACUCUCUGAAUUUCAGAGAUGAGUCCACUACAAGACUUGACAAUAUCUGGGUCAUUAGCUCUCUCUCUCUCUCUCUCUCUCUCUCUCUCUCUCUCUCUGCUUUUGCAACCUGUGACAAAGUGUCCUGGGUGCAAUGUGAGUACCUUUUGUGCAAUAUGGCAUUCUAAAAGAAAUGCCUUUUUUUCAAAAGGCGAAUGGAGUAUUGAGUUGUGUUUUCUUUGAAAUGGCAUUCUUGUGUGUUCUCUUUCUAAGCUUAAUGGAUGGGUUGUUUAUUUGAACCAUGUACUUAACAAGGUCCUGCGUGGUUUGGGCAUAGCUGGAGAUCUAGACUCUGUAAUCUCUUGAGUGUGCAACAGAUACAUUUACAAACUGAGGUCAAAUGAUAACUUGGAGCUGUGUAGAACAGCCGGGAACAGAAAUGUAUAUUUGAAAAGUCUGCACUUUGUCCUUGUUGACAAAAGCUUAUGAACAAAAAACAUGGGGAGAGCGAAACCAAGGAGUGGGGUUAUAACAAUGAAGAUGGCAUGCUGCAUGAGCUCCAAGUAGUACCAUUUCAAACAGUAAUGUGAAUGCAGUCUGUGCACAAGGCAAUCAAGUUUUAGAUGUAUGCUAUAUACUUUAUAUUUAACCAUGAAGCACAUACCAAAUACAACUAAAUCAACUAAAUGUAAUGGCAUUGCUGGGGUCCUUUUCUUGUGAUGCUGUUUUAGUCUUCUAUGUUGUUACAUGUCUACCUUGGUGUUUGCGUGUAUCCUGUGAGAAUGUAAGGGGUUGUAUUGCAUAUUCAGUUAAUGAUUCUUUUUUUCAAUGUGUGUAGGUUUUUUUUAUUUAUUCUUUUAUAUUCAGUGGCAAUCAUCUUUUUUGCUUGUUCUGUUCUGUCCCAACUUGUAUACAAUGUAUUAAAGAUCACUGUUUGUUUGCAA
This is a messenger RNA of Polyodon spathula (Mississippi paddlefish), 4319 nucleotides long. Its product is annotated as transcription factor CP2-like protein 1. Gene Ontology annotation, cellular component: nucleus. The transcript has 16 exons. The record is from RefSeq and is a predicted model, not a curated record. Gene Ontology annotation, molecular function: DNA-binding transcription activator activity, RNA polymerase II-specific; RNA polymerase II cis-regulatory region sequence-specific DNA binding. Lineage: Eukaryota; Metazoa; Chordata; Actinopteri; Acipenseriformes; Polyodontidae. Gene Ontology annotation, biological process: regulation of transcription by RNA polymerase II. The coding region runs from base 110 to 1546 and encodes 478 amino acids.